UGACUGUGGUGCCCGGACAAUCGAGAUGGCUCGGUCAUCGUCUUCCUUUCCUACCACCAUCACCUCCCCCAUUAGAACGUUUAGAGCAAGAAUUCCAUUCCGGAAUCGAUUUUCAACCAUAACAGCAAUUUCAACGAACAGGGACUCGGCAAAGACCUUUAUUGUCCAUUCUGAACAAUAGCUAACCAUUCCAUUUGGGCCUUGUCUUCUUUCUUCCCUCAUGUUCUUUCCUACAAUCGCCAGGUUGCGAGCUCUCACUGUUCUAUUCACGACUUCUUUCCUUUUCUCUUCCUCUGCAGCUCAGCAAGAUAGACUUUUCACUUCUUCCGUCACAUAUUGUCAACCACCUGAAUCUCUGCUCAUUCAACAAUUCGACGUCACUUACUUCGCCAGAAAUAAAUCCGUUUCUUUCAAUAUCGCUGCCUCCAGCGUCCUUCCCGAUGUCGCAGUUUCCGCGAAUCUUUUGUUCAAUGUCUAUGGCAUGAAGCCCGUCAACUUGACCCUUGAUCUUUGCAAGGUUUUAAGUGGUGCACUUUGCAAAUUACCCAUUCACGAAUUUGUCGGCCAAGACUCUCUCACCAUCCCCGACUCAUUUAGCAGCAAAAUCCCCGACAUCGCUUAUAAAAUACCAGAUUUAGAGGCCUAUGCCCAAUUCAUGCUUACAGAGACCGAUAGCGGCAGAAUUAGAGCAUGUGUGCAAGCCACUCUCUCCAAUGGUUGGUCUACACAUCAGCCUGCGGUUGAGUGGUCUACUGGAGGCGUGGCCAUUGCCACCUUAAUAGGUGCUAUUUGGCAAUCGCAAUCUCCAUACACACCUCUCCCGGUCAGAUUGAUUGACUUAUUGUCCCUUUACCAGACCAUCACUGUCACGGCCUUCCUGAACCUCAACUAUCCAUCCCUCUAUCGCUCGUUUACACUCAAUUUCGGUUGGGCCAUGUCCUUGUUCACAUCUUCACCCCCCACCGUUCAGGACGCUAUCGAUAAUAUGCGAGCGCGUACAGGUGGAAAGCUUGCCAACUCCACUCAAACAUCACCUGUAGGAUUGGUCAACCGGAAAUUGUCACCUUUUAAUGAAAACAUUGCACUUACUCCAGAACCCUCGAUUUUUAUCCAAGUCCCUAAUACGUUCCUUUCCGCUUUUUCGAUAAAGAAAAGCACGCACUCAUAUCUUCUCUCCGACGUGCGACUCCAGCAACUGGCGACUACUGGAGACGCCCCUUCCGGGACAGUCCAAGUGGUCACGCAAGACUCGUCGAACGUCCUCCAAGCAGGUGUCCCAUUAUAUGUCAACUCCCUUCAUAUCGCUACUGCGAAUGCAUUCAUGACGGUCUUCAUUUGCUCAUUGAUCCUAAUCCUCAUUGCAACGUUACUGUUUGUGGUGGGAUAUGGAGUUAUGUAUACGAUAGAGCGGUUCAACCUUGGUCACCGUGACAGCAAGCUCGAACUUGAUUCUGUGUAUCCAUCGUUCGUCAGAGCAUGGUCCCUUCGCUUGGCACUGAUGAUGUUUACACCGCUUAUGGUUUUCUCCAUGUAUCAAUGGACCUUGAGAGAUUCGUGGUUGUCGGUUCUUUUGUCGGUCAUUACAUUUCUAGCAAUCACCGUCGGCCUGUUCUACACAUAUCUCGCCAUCUUUCGUCGUCGUCGGUCAACGGACAUAGAAGGCCUACACAACACUUCCACUUUCCUUCUCUCGCAUGGACCCGUUCUUGCGCCGUACCGUAUUCAGCGAUAUUACUUCUCCCUCUUUUACGUGGCGUCCGCGUUCCUGAAAGCUCUCUUUAUAGCGGCCGUGAGAUCUCAAGGUCUAGCCCAAGUUGUUCUUCUUUUGUUGGUCGAAAUCGGGACCCUCCUCGGUUUUCUUGUGUUACGUCCACACAAGACUAGAGGAGGAGACAUCUUAACCACCUUUUUGGCCGUCGUUCGCGUCAUUUGUACUGGCCUUCUAUUUGCUUUUGUUGAAAGCUUUGGUGUGCAAGCAAUCCCACGUGUCGCUAUCGGGGUUGUCAUCGUUGCAAUAUUCUCGAUCUCGGUCAUCGUGAUGGUCUUCAAUAUCCUCCUCAAUCUCGGUCUCCAGAAGCUAUGGAGGAGAGGAAAGAAGGAAGAACAUUCCCCGUCUAGUACAAGGCAGGACUCGGCCGACAACAUCCUUGAAAAGGGUGCUUGUACGCCUACUCCCUCUGAUGCCGCCAACUCCCUUAUGAGUCGGGCACGAAAUCCAACACCAGAUCGAAAUAUCCCACUCGAUCCGUCUGUCAUCCAGCCCUACCCAACAACACCGUCGACUGCGACCAGUCCUACAGAUUGCGCGAGUAAUCCUCGUGACUCCGCCUCGACCAACCUUGGGACCAUUUUACCUAGGCGAUGGUCAAUAACACCGUUACACUCCCCCACAUCCUCUUCCGAUGACCAUCCUCCUUGCACAACAACCCACCAGGCUGUCAAUGCUCUUAGCAGAACCUCUGAAGAAUCUUCAUACCCUCCAUCUUCGCGGUUGAGAUGAGCAAUUGUUACGACAUGAAACUGACUAUCCUAGAGUUACGACCGUAUUUAGUCUCUUGCUUAGCUAGCAUAAUUUUCGUACUUGAGUGUUGCCUGCAUUUUGACGACCGAAUUAUUUCCUUUUUAAAAGCACAUCUUUUCGUUUCUUGAACUAUAUUUUAUCCCACUUCAGUAGAAGAUUUGUAUCACCUCAGUCACUUGUAUUUUUGUUCACUGUUUGAGUUAUUUAGACCACCGUGGUCGGUAGUUCAAACGUUCAACUUCCCAUGCUUGCGAAAGAGCGGAAGAGCGAUGAUAUUGGCUAUCUACGUCACGUAUGUAACUCAGGUAUGUACAUAUAAGUAAAUACCUCGAUAGCUCUUUGUAAUAGGGCACAAGACGCAACGAAGAAAAAUGAGAAAUGAAAAGUAGUAAGAAAGAAAGAAAAGAGAAGAUAGCGGUAAGACAUUUUAGGUUUGUUAUAUGAGUGGAGGAUCA
Marasmius oreades (fairy-ring Marasmius) is the source of this 2976-nucleotide messenger RNA. RefSeq lists its product as uncharacterized. The transcript is spliced from 5 exons. Gene Ontology annotation, biological process: fungal-type cell wall biogenesis; transmembrane transport. Lineage: Eukaryota; Fungi; Basidiomycota; Agaricomycetes; Agaricales; Marasmiaceae. The record is from RefSeq and is a predicted model, not a curated record. The coding region runs from base 221 to 2500 and encodes 759 amino acids.